CAAGCAUUAAUACUGGUCAUUGCAUAAAGGAAUAUGUACAUAAACAGAGGCAACAUUGAAAUCCCCUGUUACGCAACAAACAGCCUUUUUUACCUUCUUGUGGAAAUAGAGUGAUUGACCCAAUAUGCAGUAAAGAUAGAGCACUUUACACAAGAAAAGAAAAACAAGUUCUACUGUUCUUGAAAUAAGUCUGGUGCAAACUGAUGGACAUAUAUUUACAUAGCCUCUACUGGAAUAGGGAUCAUUUGGAUCUGAAUUGAUGGCAAAGUGCUCUGAGAUGCUUUUAUGUAGUUUGGGUCACUGUGCAGUCUAUCUUUUACGAGUUUUGCACCCAAGCAGGAAGCCAGAAAGAGGGGCUGGACUGAGUGGGACUGUAUACUGAAGUGCUCUGCCUUCAGGUCCAAGGGACAGGCCACAGGUGGCUCAGAUUCAUCAAGGCUUCUCUUCCCUUUCUGCCAAGGCUGUGUUUGGGUAACUAAUGAGGCUGAACUUGGAGGACACAGGAGGUAACACUGCCCCCUUACAGCACCCACUUGCAGUGGGUGUGGAAGGCAGCUGAGGACAUUAAUGAAAGCUGGAUGAUUAUUAAAGAAAAUGUCUUAGAGCAUCAACCCAAAUUGAUAAAGGAAAUCAUGCUCACUUUGUGCUGGAUACUAACAUUGUUUGUCAGUGGGGUAGAAGUUAGAGAGAUUAACUUGCCAGGAUGUUCCCAUGUUGAACCUCAAAUAUGGUAUCGUGCAAUUAAUGGUGAGGAGUUCGUUCUACGGUGUGCUUUACCAGAGAGAGAUGCUACCAGCAUUUAUAACAACUCACUUCUAAAUCAACAUAAGCUGGAAUGGUUCUGGCAUCAGAAGGAUAAAGAGACACUGAAGGCUGUCAAGGAAAGCUCAAAUCUGGCUUUCCAAGGGGAUGCACUUUGGUUUAAACCAAUAAGGGACAGUGCUUCUGGAGUGUACAUCUGUAGGAUGUGGGGAAAAAUCCCAUGUCUCGAAAUUGUUUUGGAUGUUCAAACAAAGAAGGCAGCAAAAUGUUCAGGUUAUGACACAAACAUGCUAUAUCUGCUUGCUGGCACUGGGAAUUCAAUAACCUGUCCUGGGACAAAAUGUUACAGCCACAUUAAAAAGCCAGAUGUAAAAUGGUACAAGGAUGGUCACCAGGUAAAACACAGGAAAAGCAGACCAAGCCUAAAGCUUAAGCAGAAUGAAAUCUACUUGAAUCCAACCUAUGACAAAGAUGCUGGAAUAUAUGUGUGUGAUUACACUCUGCCUGACAACACUACCAACUGGACAGUGAGAACAGCAGUAACAGUAGAAGUCAUUGCAAAAAACACUAUUCAUCCGCCAAACCUUUUGUAUCCCAAUGGUGUUGUGAUCCUCGAAGCAGAGCUUGGCAAGCCACUUGAAUUGGAAUGCCGUGUACAGUUUGGGUUUGAAACAGUUUCUCCAAUGAGGGUAACAUGGAAACGAAGUGACGAGGAGAAUAUAAAUGAGAAACUGAAUCAGGAAACAAGUGUCUAUCCAAAAGGUUUGAAGGGGAGCACACUUCUUCAUGUUGCAACUUUGAAAGAAGUUACUGAAAAGGACCUCAGAAGCAACUUCACAUGCUUUGCUGAGAAUUCAGUGGGAAAUGCCACCGCUGUGAUCCAGCUGAAAAGAAAGCAGAGAGUGUUGUUCCUAUAUGUACUAUGCAGUGCCAUUUCUACUCUAUUUGCAUUUGUUUUGUGCACUGCCUUUAUUUACCAGCACUGGAUUGAAAUAGUGCUGAUGUAUCGAAGUUAUCUGGUCCACAACAAAAAUACAGAAGAUGGCAAGGAAUUUGAUGCGUUUGUGUCCUAUGCAAAAAUAAACUCUUCUGAAAGUGACUCUGCUUUAAUUAGUGAAGAAAAAUUUGCCCUGGAGCUUCUUCCAGAUAUGCUAGAAAAUAAAUAUGGAUACAAGUUAUGUAUUCUUGAAAGAGAUAUUCUUCCAGGAGGAGCAUACACAGAUGAAGUUGUAACAGCUAUUAAACAAAGCAGACGGGUAAUCAUUGUUUUGAGCCCAGCCUAUGUCAGCGGACCAAGCAUCUUUGAACUGCAGGCAGCAGUGAACUGUGCAUUGGAAGAUAAAAGAAUAAAACUAGUAUUAAUAAAGUUCCAGGAUUUCCAAGAGCCAGAGAAUCUGCCUCCAGUAGUGAAGAAAGCACUUCGGAUUUUACCAAUCGUUACCUGGAAGUCUUCCAUUUCUGCUGCUCCACACAAGAAGUUCUGGAAAUACAUGCAUUACCACAUGCCAAUGAAAACUACGAAGAGGCUGGGAAGUUUCAGCCUGAAGAGCUUAUCCCAAAGGUUAUUCAGGCUGGUAUAUUGAUAGGAGAAAUUUCACAGGGGGAUGACAUCAGGAUCAGAAAUGGUAACAUGAUUGUCAAAGACCUUUUCUAUAUCAUCCGACCACUGUCAACUGUCACUACAGCCAGCAAUAGCUCCCUCCAAAACAGUCAGGAGGACUGAAGUGUCACAGUGCACAGCAAAACUGUGCCACUUCACACAACUGUAAAUGUGAGCUAUCUCUCAUAAAUUAAUAUUUAAUUACAAUUUUUAUUAUAUUUAUUAUACCAUUUUGUUGUGAUUUUGAGACAUACAAUGUUCUUUGCACUGUAUUUCUUUCUGGAAUAUUUUUACACUUGUUUUCUAGAAAAAGAUUAAAAAAAGGGAAAUCAAGAGGAAGCUUGCAGUUUAAUUUCUGAUGCAGUCCAGUGGGACAAAGCCAAAGUUUUCAAAUGAGUUACCUCCUCCAGUGCGAACACCAAGAAAAUACAGUGGGAGACUACUACAACUGGGUAUGCCAAAGGGAUUCAGAAAAGAGGGACCACUGCAUAGGCUUAUGCCAGGCAUCUCCAUCCUUUCUUCAGUGAGAGGAAGAAUUCUACCACUUUUGAAACAAUUCACACUCAGGGA
Molecule: messenger RNA, 2932 nt
Organism: Corvus hawaiiensis (hawaiian crow)
Lineage: Eukaryota; Metazoa; Chordata; Aves; Passeriformes; Corvidae
Gene: IL18RAP
Product: interleukin 18 receptor accessory protein
Exons: 11
Coding region: 579-2345 (588 amino acids)
Biological process (GO): interleukin-18-mediated signaling pathway
Molecular function (GO): interleukin-18 receptor activity; interleukin-1 receptor activity
Source: RefSeq, a predicted model, not a curated record